AUGGGGGCACUUAUCUGUGGAAAAAAAGGCAAGUUUCUGCUUGGCAGCAACAAGCGAGAAUUUGCAGAUUGUUCCCAGUUCGAAGCAUGGAAGUUACUGGCAGUGUUUUGUUCGUACAUUCCUCCCUGUGCAAGAGACGAUCAGGAGAACUCUGAGAACGUCACGUACAAGCAGAAAUACUGGAAAGAGAAAGUGGGUUCACAACCAUUUACAUGCUAUUUUAACCAACACUUAAGGCCAGAUGAUGUAAUGCUGAAGCGCACCCAUGAUGAAACUGUCCUCUUGCACUGCUUCCUCUGGCCCCUGGUUACGUUCCUGGUCGGAGUCCUCAUUGUGGUCCUGACCAUCUGUGCAAAGAGCUUGGCUGUGAAAGCGGAGGCAAUAAAAAAGAGGAAGCACGCGUGAGCAGAAGAGCUGCUGAAGGAAAAGAAGAAGUUGCAAGGAAGUCACAAGUGGCGAAACUCAACACACCUGCACUUCUCUGGGGUGCCCAGAUGUGCUUGUUUCCAGUGUCUCCUCUGACUGUGGAGUUGCUGUUGCCUGAGGAUUAUUCUUGGGAGACUACCCCAUGAAAUGUCAGCUAACUGCUUCUUCUGCUAUGACACUAAAAAAGUAUACUCUACCAAAAGAAUCUGCACUGCACCAAAUAUGCUGUAUUCUGUUAGUCUUGAACAACAGCUGCCCAGCUCCCAGCUGCAUUGAGAGACAGUUUCUGAGAA
Struthio camelus australis is the source of this 719-nucleotide messenger RNA. Lineage: Eukaryota; Metazoa; Chordata; Aves; Struthioniformes; Struthionidae. The record is from RefSeq and is a predicted model, not a curated record.